Messenger RNA from Andrographis paniculata, 2034 nucleotides. RefSeq names its product cysteine desulfurase, mitochondrial. Lineage: Eukaryota; Viridiplantae; Streptophyta; Magnoliopsida; Lamiales; Acanthaceae. Bases 216 to 1586 code for a protein of 456 amino acids. Gene Ontology annotation, molecular function: cysteine desulfurase activity; pyridoxal phosphate binding. Gene Ontology annotation, cellular component: cytosol; mitochondrion. The transcript has a single exon. Gene Ontology annotation, biological process: [2Fe-2S] cluster assembly. The record is from RefSeq and is a predicted model, not a curated record.
CGUUCUUGAUGUGUCAUCUCGUCGUGAGCGAUUUGUAGGUCGGUCGCUCGCUCGAUCGUUAUUCCCCUCUUGCUUCGUUUGAGUGGAAGUCUCUUUUUGUUUAUCCGAUAACAGAAUCGGAAGUGUGCGAAUCUCUUUUCUAAUCAUCGAAGUUGAGGGUUAAUCUUCAAGCAGCGUCUGUGCAUCGAAUUUGGGAAGCUUGAAGACCUGCGGAAAUGGCAUCGAAGAUUGUGGCCAGCGCAAUUCGCCGUAAUAUCUGCAGGCCUAGGGCGGCGACCAUCGUCCGUCGGCCUUUCUCCACAUCUGCAGCCGCGGCAGCGGUAGAGCCUUUGGAAGAGGAGGCGAAUGGAAUCAACAUGAAAGGAGUCAAAAUAUUGGGCAGACCCCUAUAUUUGGAUAUGCAGGCGACUUCGCCGGUGGACCCUAGAGUCCUCGACGCGAUGCUGCCCUACUAUCUCUCCCGCUACGGAAACCCUCACUCGCGAACUCACCUUUACGGUUGGGAAUCGGAGCGGGCCGUCGAAGCUGCGCGUUCCCAAAUAUCUGCCCUAAUUAACGCCUCUCCCAAGGAAAUCAUAUUCACUUCUGGCGCCACGGAGUCUAACAACAUCUCGAUCAAGGGCGUUAUGCACUUUUACAAGGACAAGAAGCGCCACGUAAUCACCACCCAGACCGAGCACAAGUGUGUGUUGGAUUCGUGCCGGCACUUGCAGCAGGAGGGUUUUGAGAUUACUUAUCUUCCUGUGAAGCCUGAUGGGCUUGUAGACUUGGAGAAGCUCCGGGCUGCGAUUAGGCCUGAUACAGGUCUAGUUUCUGUGAUGAUGGUGAAUAAUGAGAUUGGUGUGAUACAACCUAUGGAGGAAAUUGGGAAAAUAUGCAAGGAGUUUAAUGUUCCUUUGCAUACUGACGCUGCCCAGGCCUUGGGGAAGAUUCAAGUUGAUGUGGACAAAAUGAACAUAAGCUUGAUGUCUUUGAGCGGUCAUAAGAUUUAUGGCCCCAAAGGGAUUGGGGCUUUAUACAUGAGGCGGAGGCCGAGGAUUCGGGUGGAGCCUCAAAUGAAUGGUGGAGGACAGGAGAGGGGGAUUAGGAGUGGCACAGUUCCGACACCCUUGGUUGUUGGGUUUGGUGCUGCCUGUGAGCUUGCUAUGAAGGAAAUGGAGUAUGAUGACAAGAGGAUAAGAAUGUUGCAGGAGCGGUUGUUGAAUGGAAUUAGAGGGAGACUCGAGGGUGUUGUGGUGAAUGGGAGUGAGGAUAGGCGAUAUGCAGGGAAUUUGAAUUUGUCAUUUGCUUUUGUGGAAGGGGAGAGCUUGUUGAUGGGGCUGAAAGAGGUAGCAGUGUCGAGUGGCAGCGCAUGCACGAGUGCGAGUUUGGAGCCGUCAUAUGUGUUGAGGGCAUUGGGAGUGGAUGAAGAUAUGGCACACACCUCAAUCCGAUAUGGAAUAGGGAGGUUCACGACGGAGGAGGAGAUUGAUAAGGCUGUGGAGCUUACUGUGAAGCAGGUGGAGAAAUUAAGGGAGAUGAGUCCUCUCUAUGAAAUGUAUAAGGAUGGGAUUGACAUUAAGAGUAUCCAAUGGUCACAGCAUUAGAUCUUUGGAAUAAAUACAUUAUAGCAGCGAUCUUCUGGGAGGAGCUCGGGUUAUUCUUGGCCGAUCAUAGAUGCUGCUUCCAACUUUGGCUGGGCACUUGCAGUAUUUACAGGGUUAUGUUCAAUUUCUAGUAUACACGCAUAUAAUCUGAAUCCUAAUUUGCCAUGGUUAUUAUAUCUUGAUCGAUAGAUUUUGCUGUUUACAUCGUUGUAAUGUAGCAAACUUAUGCAAUCACUUGUUUGGGACUUCUAUAGUAUUUAUUGUCAAUGGCAUCAGAUGGUUGGUUCAAUUUUCUUUCAGUUCAUGCGCUUGCAGCGCAUGUAGAUUGACAAAGUAGCAGAGUCUAUUAUGUGGAUGUAGCUGAAGAUAUCUUCUGAGCUAUCAUUUGUUCUAUGUGUUAAAUGAUCUAACACAUCCAGGAAGAGAAUGAGUAUUAAUGUUCCAGAUA